This is a messenger RNA of Oryzias melastigma (Indian medaka), 1867 nucleotides long. Its product is annotated as hexokinase-2. The record is from RefSeq and is a predicted model, not a curated record. Bases 279 to 1745 code for a protein of 488 amino acids. The transcript is spliced from 11 exons. NCBI's taxonomy places the organism in Eukaryota, Metazoa, Chordata, Actinopteri, Beloniformes, Adrianichthyidae. Gene Ontology annotation, molecular function: fructokinase activity; mannokinase activity; glucokinase activity. Gene Ontology annotation, cellular component: mitochondrion; cytosol. Gene Ontology annotation, biological process: glycolytic process; intracellular glucose homeostasis; glucose 6-phosphate metabolic process.
CUGACGCGCAUUUACGCACGGCUCUUCCUCCUCCUCCUCUUCCUCCCCCUGCCCUCCCCCUCCCCCGCCGCGCCCGCGAGCUCUCUGAAGGCUCAGCCCGCGGUUCUGCCGUCAGAGCUGCGCGUGCCCGCCUCCCUGCGCGUGCCGUUGCGACAUCAGCGGGGUGUCAGCCCUUCCCAAGCCUCGCGCCGCGCGCAUUCAUCAGGGAGGCUGCGCGCGGGAGCAGAGGUAAACGGGCCGGGUCGGAGCACCAGAACAGACUUCCACAGAAGGUCAGAAUGAGCGGCGACACGGCAACCCUGCACCUGGACGGCAUCCCUCCGCACAUGCUCAGUGAGGUGGAGAAGCAUCUGGAACCGUUCCGCCUCUCUCUGGAGAAGCUUCAGGAUGUUUCAGCCCGGCUGAGGAAGGACAUGCUCCGAGGUCUGGGGAAGCACGCGCACCACCGGGCAGCGGUCAAAAUGCUGCCCACAUUCGUCCGGGCCACGCCCGACGGUACAGAGAAGGGAGACUUCCUGGCUUUGGAUCUGGGUGGAACGAACUUCCGCGUUCUUCACGUCCGAGUGCUGGAGGAGGAGCAGAGAGUCCUAAAGAUGGACAGUCAGAUUUGUGCGAUUCCGCAGGAAAUCAUGCUGGGAACUGGAGAGAAGCUGUUCGACCACAUCGCCGCCUGUCUGGCCGAGUUCCUGGACUCCCAGAAGCUGCGGGGACAGACGCUCCCGCUCGGCUUCACCUUCUCCUUCCCCUGCGAGCAGAAGGAAAUCGAUAAGAGCAUCCUGAUCCGCUGGACUAAAGGCUUCAACUGCUCCGGGGUGGAGGGCGAGGACGUGGUCAGGUUACUGAAGGAGGCCAUCCACAGGAGAGGGGACUACGACAUCGGCUCGGUUGCCAUGGUGAACGACACCGUUGGGACCAUGAUGAGCUGCGGUUACCGGGACCAGAGCUGUGAGAUCGGCAUGAUCAUCGGGACAGGAACCAACGCCUGCUACAUGGAGGAGAUGAAGAACGUGAAGCGGGUGGAGGGCGAGGACGGCCGCAUGUGCAUCAACACGGAGUGGGGGGGCUUCGGGGACGACGGCAGCCUCAAAGACAUCCUGACGGAGUUUGACGAGGAGGUGGACAAGACGUCCAUCAACCCCGGCGUCCACACGUUCGAGAAGAUGAUCAGCGGCAUGUAUUUGGGGGAAAUCGUUCGCCUGGUUCUGCUGAAGCUGACCGAGGAGAAGCUGCUGUUCAAAGGUUGCCCUUCGGAGGCGCUGUUGACCCCUGGAAGCUUUGAGACCAAGUUCAUCUCUGAGAUCGAGGAACCCGAUAGCGGCCUGGAAAACGCCAAGAAGAUUCUGACCAAGCUGGCUCUGGACUGGGAUCUGGUGGACGCCUGUGUCGCUCGUCUGGUCUGUGACACCGUUUCGUCGCGCUCGGCUCGGCUCUGCGCCGCUGCUUUAGCGACCAUCGCCAACCGCAUCCGCACCAACCGGGGGCUGGACCACCUGAAGACCACCGUGGGGGUGGACGGGACCGUCUACAGGAAGCAUCCGAACUUCAGCGACGAGCUCCAGGCGGCCGUGCGCCUCCUCGCCCCCAAAUGUGACGUGAGCUUCCUGAUCUCUGAGGACGGCAGUGGAAAGGGGGCCGCCAUGGUGACGGCUGUGGCGCAGCGGUUGGCCCUUCAGUCCCGCCUGCUGGAGGACAGCGACGGUGAAGAUGAGGAGGAGGAAGAGGAGGAGGAGAAAGCGAAUAUUUGAUCUGCAAACUCUAAGAUUGUUGUUCUUUUCUGAACUUCAGUGGUCAUAGAUUGUAAAAAGUGUUCAUUUCACUUCAUUUCACUGCUACAAUAAACAUGCGGGUGUGUCACCUUUUGAAAGUG